GUAAGUGACUUUGGCGCGUAGUUUUUACGUCAACAACCUAUUCCACAGCUGCUACUAUGGCAACCAACCCUGCAACACAGCAGUGCCGCGCGCUUCUCAGUGACGUAGGCAGCGGUCGUGAAUGACGUGCGCUUUCUCAGUAUGUCGGGAAAGAGAGACUUUGAGUGAGGGAAGGAAGGCUAGAAUGGAAAAAAGAUGUGAUAUGUCUUGGGUUAAACUUUAACCAUUAAAGUCCAGUGGUAAAACAAGAGCUUCAUUGCAUAAACUUUGACUCCAGAUCUGCUCCAAAUAUUAGAUCCAAAUCUCUCUUGGAAGGCUAAAAUGGAAAAAAAGAUGUGAUAUGUCUUGGGUUAAACUUUAACCAUUAAAGUCCAGAGGUAAAACAAGAGCUUCAUUGCAUAAACUUUUGACUCCUGAUCUGCUCCAAAUAUUAGAUCCAAAUCUCUCUUGAACUGAGCCUCCAUCCUUGUCAUUUCCUCUUCUAGCUGAAGCCAAGAGAUGGUGCCCCCUGAAAUGAUCAUCAUUGAAAGUGUAGGGGAUGAGGUGACUGUAGUGGUUGGUAUCAUGGUCCUUAUCACGGCUCUGGUCCUGGCCUGGCUUUCUACAUAUGUUGCAGAUGGCAGUAACCAUCUUCUGAGAACUGUUUUGGCUCCUGGAGAUUCAUCAGUGAUCCAUCUGAGUCCCAUUGAACGCUAUGUGGGGAAUUCAGUGUCAGAACAGUCUGAGCCCCAGGGUGCUGCAGACGGUGCUGAAGAAAAGGCAGAUGAAGUUUCUGCUUCAGACUCAGGGUCUAUAGUUGAGCAAGGAGAUAGCAGCAGUGGUUCGGAUGCUACCUUGGAUCGUCUGUUAGACAUUCAGGGUCUUCCCCAAAGAACCUCUUCUAUUGCGACUGUUUCCCAGGAAAACCAAAGCAUUUCACAAAUGGCACCUAUCAUGGAGGAGAGUGAGCCAAACUCAGGAUUUAUCAAAGUGCGUCUCAAAUUCUUCAAUGACACAGAAGAGGUGGCCAUUGUGAAGCCGGAAGACACUGUUGGCAUCCUCAAGAGCAAAUAUUUCCCAGGUCAGGAAUGUCAGAUGAAGUUUAUCUACCAGGGACAGAUUCUCCAGGACCAGACAAGGACUCUCCGCUCCCUCAACAUCCUGGAUAACUGUGUGAUCCACUGCCAUCUCUCUCAGACCACUGUCUCUGUCAUGCCUGAUGCUGUGGCUGCACCACCAGAAGAUGGGGGCAUUGCUUUAAGUGCGGCCGAUCUGAUGCUUCCCAUUUUUAUGUUCAUGCUUGCAGUCACCUGGUUUUUCCGCAUCAACAACCGGCAGUUAUUCACUGUCCCUGCCACCAUUUCUUUGGUCGGGGUGACUGUAUGUUUUAGUUUCUUUGUUUUUGGAAUGUAUGGACGAUGAGCAGGCAGCGGGGAGGAUGGAGUAGCCUUGGUUAUCCCUUAAACUGAAUGCUCUUUGUUUUGUAAUUCCACUUGCUAAUAACUGGUAACAAGAAAAGCUCUUAUCCAGAAUUCUACACUGAUGGGGCAAAAAGCUCCACAAAUCCCCUUAAUUUAGUUCUUUCUUUCUACAUUUUCUUUACCUACAAAGUUUGGAUAUUUUUAACAACCGAUGUUAGAUGAAAACAGGAUAAAUAUAGAAGGGCAAAGCAGUAUAGAUUGUUCUUCUUUCCUACUAUCUACUCAAACAAUUGAGUGAUCUCAGCCAUUAGAACCAUUGCCCUCAUGUCUUCUGGCUUCUAUGCCUUUAGGAGAAACAUGAAGGACUGACUUUUCAGCCACAACUAUGAGGAACCUGCUAAUGAUGAUCUUAAGAAAACCUGAUUGAAGUCAAGCUCCUGUCCUUCAUGCUCUUAGCCUUCUUCUGAACUCCACAAUAAAGAAAAGGGCUUCUGGCUUAA
Molecule: messenger RNA, 1900 nt
Organism: Elgaria multicarinata webbii
Lineage: Eukaryota; Metazoa; Chordata; Lepidosauria; Squamata; Anguidae
Gene: TMUB2
Product: transmembrane and ubiquitin like domain containing 2
Exons: 5
Coding region: 499-1401 (300 amino acids)
Molecular function (GO): protein binding
Source: RefSeq, a predicted model, not a curated record